AGCGGAGUUGCACAGCUGAACAUGGCGGUGCCCAGUGCCGCACUCGUGCAUCUCCGAGUGCUAUGCAACCUUGGAGUAAAAACUUGUGGUACAUUUUCCAGAACCGGACAGAACAGCAUCUGGAUCAGUCGCUGUAGACAUGACUUUGAGAGAAGAUUUGGGACGAGAGCCAGAACGGCGCCGAACCAGAAUGCAGCUCAAACGAGACGGGGGCACCAGGAUUUCCUGAAGGAGUUUCCAGAACCGAAACAGCUCUUGAACCAAACGCUGUCCCGCUCCCUGGGCAUUUCCGACCUGUCCCAGUACAUCGAGUACCGCGUCAGUGAGGGAACCGUCAAGAGGGCUACGUUGACCGUCCAGUGGCCGGAGGUGAUCGAGGUGGAGGGCUUUGGCUCCAGGAAGAUAGAUGCAGAACGCCGAGCUGCAGCCGCUGCCUGUCACAGGUUGAGGGAACUGGGAGUGCUGGAGCCAGGGAACCAGUUUUCACGAAGGAGACCAGUCCAAGAACUGAGGGAGGACAAGGAGGAGGACUGGGGAACUGCAGACGUUGCUGAUUUCUCACGGGCCUCCCUGGAUAGGACACAAGGCUCCCCUGGCCCCCCCAGGUCGUCUCAGGAGGAUGGCGAUGUGGCCCACGCUCUCUCCUUGUUCCCCAAGGCAAAGGCCAUGCUGGCACAGGUCAUCCAGGUGGCCACGUCUUCCUCCAGCCUCAGAGAGCUGAUGCAGUACGAGACGCGGGGGGGCAAGGUGAAGACGUGUCAGCUGACGCUGCUGUGGCCUGAGGAGAUGACCUUUGUGACCUCGGCAGGGCGCAGGCUGGAGGCGGAGAGGAGGGCCGCAGCACUGGCCUGCCUCAAGCUGAAGGAAAUGGGUCUGUUGGGCCCGAACAACAAGCCCCUGACCCACGCCAUGUACCACAGGGAGCAGGUGCGUGAGAUGGGGCAGAGGGAGCGAAGACCCUGCACCCUGGAGCUCCCCGAACAUCUGGAGAGCCAGCUGGCAGACUACUUGAGACAGUAUCCAGCGGAGGAAGCGAUGCAGAGGCUUUGGGAGGAAGAGGAGGACAGAGCAGGGCGGCCAGUAAGCAUGGAGGAUGAAGAUGAGGUUAUUGUAGAUGCCAUAACAGGCAGGCCGUACCAGCCCCUGUCCCCAGAGGAGGCGGGGCUUCUGAGCCACGCCCUCCAGAUGAAGUGGCAGGAGGUGGAUCCCGGCUUGGGGGUGGAGCUUCCCGUGGACGCGCACCGGGAGCGUGUGGUGUCGGCGGUGGAGGCGGAGCGGGUGACGGUCAUCGCCGGGGAGACGGGGUGCGGGAAGACCACGCGCAUCCCACGCUUCCUGCUGGAGGGGCGCGUUCGCGCCCGGGACGGGGCGCGGUGCAACAUCCUGGUCACCCAGCCGCGCAGGAUCAGCGCCGUGUCCGUCGCACACAGGGUGGCUCAGGAGCUCGGACCCGAGCUCCGACACUGCGUGGGCUACCAGGUGAGGCUGGAGAGCCGUCCCCCGGAGCGCAGCGGGGGGGCGCUGCUCUUCCUGACGGUGGGGGUGCUGCUGCGGAAGCUGCAGGGGAACGCGGCGCUGGAGGGGGUGAGCCACGUGGUGGUGGACGAGGUCCACGAGCGCGACGUCAACACGGACCUGCUGCUGGCCCUGCUCCGCGCGGCGCUGCGGGACAACCCCGGCCUGCGGGUGGUGCUCAUGAGCGCCACGGGCGACACGGCCAGGCUGGCCCGCUACUUCGGGGGCUGCCGGGUGCUGCGCGUGCCCGGGUUCAUGCACCCCGUCCGCCAGCGCUACCUGGAGGACGUCCUGCAGGAACUGGGACGGCCCCCACCACCUUUAACACGCCCACCCAGUGCUGAGAGAGAGAAGGAAGACGACGAUGCCGCUCCAGACCUGGAUCUCGUGGCAGAUGUGAUAGAACAUAUUCACACAUGUGGAGAACCAGGGGCAGUGCUGUGUUUCUUGCCUGGCUGGCAGGACAUCCGCCUGGUCCAGCAGAGCCUGGAGGAGAAACCUGCUUUCCAGGGAAACAGCUGUGUAAUUCUGCCCUUGCACUCCAGCAUGUCCGUGUCGGACCAGCAGACCGUGUUCCAGCGCCCCCCCGCCGGCCAGCGCAAGAUCGUCCUGGCAACCAACAUCGCAGAGACCUCGAUCACCAUCGACGACAUAGUUCACGUGGUGGACGUGGGCGCUCAGAAGGAGCAGCGCUACGACCCGCGUACCAAGGUGUCCUGUCUCGACACCGUCUGGAUCUCGCGCUCCAACGUCACCCAGCGCAGAGGCAGGGCGGGGCGAUGCCAACCUGGCCACUCCUACCACCUGUUUCCACGGGAACGCCUGGAGGCAAUGCCAGAAUUCCCUAUCCCUGAGAUCCUGCGCACCCCUCUGGAGAGCUUAGUGAUGCAGGCCAAGAUUCACAGUCCACACAGCAAGGCUGUGGACUUCCUGUCCCAAGUUAUGGACAGUCCAGACAAGGCGACAGUAGAAGAGGCUGUCAUGAACCUGCAGGAGAUCGGGGUGCUGGACCGGGCGGAGUCCCUGUCCCCGCUGGGGGAGCGCGUGGCCUGCCUGUCCUGCGACCCGAGGCUGGGGAAGGUUCUGGUCCUGGCGGCGCUGUUCCGCUGCGCUCUGCCGCUGCUGUCCGUCACGGCCUGCCUGACCCGGGACCCCUUUCUCAACAGCAUGCAGAACCGGGCCCUCAUCAACCAGGCUAAAGCUGCUUUGAGUGGCUCCAGCUGCAGCGAUCACCUGGUGUUCAGCCGGGUGGUGCAGGGCUGGAGGAAGGUGCAGCAGGUUCGCUCGAGCAGACAGGAGUACCUGGACGCCUACACCCUGUCCGGCAGCAGCCUGCGCUUCAUACAUGGGCUGAUCCAGCAGUUCAGUGAUAAUCUGCACGAGGCCUCCCUGGUACCCAAUGCGUCAGACUGCCUUCGCGUGUCCUCCCUCCCGAACCAGUUCAGCCAUGAGGACGAGCUGGUGAAGGCCGUACUGCUGGCCGGACUCUAUCCCAACCUCAUCCAGGUGAAGAAGGGCGUGGUGACCAAAGGGGGCCGGUUUCGGCCGGACAGCCUGGCCUACCGCACCCGCAGCGGGCCCGUCCUCCUGCACCGCUCCACCAUCAACAGGGGGGAGGAGGAUCUUCCUAGUCGCUGGCUCACUUUUUUCACGGCUGUCAAGUCCAGCGGAAGAGUGUUCAUCAGGGACACCUCCUCGGUCCACCCGCUUUCCCUGCUGCUGCUCACUGACUGUGACAUCACGGAAAACGUGUCAGGGGAGCGAGUGGAGGUCUCGUUAGGCGGCCGGUCUCUGGUGCGCUGCGAGCUGUCGGCUCACAGCUGGAAUCUGCUGUGGGAGCUUCGCAUGUCCCUGCAGGCCAUGCUGCAGAGACGGCUGCGGCGCGACCACCGGGCCUCCUACCCCAACACCAACCUCAACACCAACGCUCAGGACCGCCAGCUCAUCGCACUGCUGGUGGAGCUGCUCAACGGCACCGAGCAGGGGACCGACGUCCCGCACGAUGGCACGGACGCCCCAGAGCUGUAGCAGGCCGUGACGCGAGAAAACUCCUCAGCCACCGGACAGCCUCAUUCCUCAUAGCAGGAUUAUGAGUCAUGCAUGUGCGCCAUUACAGGGGAUGGCAACACGGGCACAGACUCACUGAUCUUUAUACUGUGUGGAUUGACUGACACAGUUUACUCAGUGGACACAAAGAGCCGUCCAGAGCCAGAAAAUCUGCAAAUCUGCUCUGGAUCUCUGUAGGCCUGGCCCAGAAACUACCUAGAAGAUGGUGAGAUGAUCAAAGGGAGGAAAUUGUGACUGGAAAGUUAUAUUUAGCAUGAACAAGUGGAUGGGUGGAUGAACUGAUGGCUGAGCUCCUGUUCUUCAGUGGGGGGAGGGGGUAUUUCAGCCAUGCAAGCCAGCAGAGACCACCCUGGAGGAGGAGGGUUCCAUCCCCAUGUGGGACACCGUUUUAACUGGCACUUUAACUGGUAGGCUUGGAGGACCUCUGGUUGCGUUUGAAAUAAAAGCCAUACCUUUCAA
Molecule: messenger RNA, 4041 nt
Organism: Anguilla anguilla (European eel)
Lineage: Eukaryota; Metazoa; Chordata; Actinopteri; Anguilliformes; Anguillidae
Gene: dhx30
Product: DEAH (Asp-Glu-Ala-His) box helicase 30
Exons: 20
Coding region: 22-3543 (1173 amino acids)
Cellular component (GO): intracellular anatomical structure; nucleus; cytoplasm
Molecular function (GO): DNA helicase activity; G-quadruplex RNA binding; ATP binding
Source: RefSeq, a predicted model, not a curated record